Paracoccidioides brasiliensis Pb18 is the source of this 1014-nucleotide messenger RNA. RefSeq names its product CMGC/CK2 protein kinase. Gene Ontology annotation, molecular function: protein serine/threonine kinase activity; ATP binding. The coding region runs from base 1 to 1014 and encodes 337 amino acids. Gene Ontology annotation, cellular component: protein kinase CK2 complex; cytosol; nucleus. The record is from RefSeq and is a predicted model, not a curated record. Gene Ontology annotation, biological process: regulation of transcription by RNA polymerase III; protein phosphorylation; DNA damage response. The transcript has 4 exons.
AUGGCGCGAGUGUAUGCGGAUGUCAAUCAGCAGAUGCCCAAGUCAUAUUGGGAUUAUGACAGUGUCAACAUAUCCUGGGGCGUGUUGGAGAACUACGAGGUUGUGAGGAAAAUCGGGCGGGGGAAAUAUUCGGAGGUUUUCGAAGGGAUAAAUGUGGUCAACUACCAGAAAUGUGUUAUCAAGGUGUUGAAGCCAGUAAAGAAGAAGAAAAUCAAAAGAGAGAUCAAGAUCUUACAAAAUCUCUCCGGCGGUCCCAAUGUGGUUGCUCUGUUGGAUGUCGUCCGCGACAGUCAGAGCAAAACCCCCAGCUUGGUUUUCGAAUACGUAAAUAACACCGACUUCCGAACACUAUACCCUCGAUUUGUCGACUACGAUGUAAGAUACUACAUUUUCGAGCUUCUGAAGGCCUUGGACUUCUGCCACAGCAAAGGAAUAAUGCAUCGCGAUGUGAAACCCCACAAUGUCAUGAUAGAUCAUGAACGACGAAAACUGCGACUCAUUGAUUGGGGUUUGGCCGAAUUCUAUCACCAGGGAAUGGAGUACAAUGUCCGUGUCGCGUCGCGGUACUUCAAGGGACCAGAACUCCUCGUAGACUUCCAGGAAUACGACUAUUCUCUUGACAUGUGGUCAUUAGGGGCCAUGUUUGCGUCGAUGAUAUUUCGAAAAGAGCCAUUUUUCCAUGGAAACAGCAACUCGGACCAACUGGUUAAAAUCGCCAAGGUGUUGGGUACCGAUGAGCUAUAUGAAUACCUCGAGAAAUACGAUAUAGAGCUGGACCCGCAGUACGACGAAAUCCUUUCAAACUUCUCCAAGAAAAGCUGGCAUUCGUUUAUCAACGCCGAAAACCAAAGAUUCGUCAGCAACGAGGCCAUAGAUUUCUUAGAUAAAUUGCUCAGAUAUGACCAUGCAGACCGCCUUACCGCCCAAGAAGCAAUGGCUCAUCCCUAUUUCGCUCCUGUUCGCGCUGCUGCUGCCCAAUCACUCCAGAACAGCGGAACAGCUUCUCACUCUUGA